Messenger RNA from Phoenix dactylifera (date palm), 1911 nucleotides. Its product is annotated as flavonoid 3',5'-hydroxylase 1-like. Gene Ontology annotation, molecular function: iron ion binding; monooxygenase activity; heme binding. The record is from RefSeq and is a predicted model, not a curated record. NCBI's taxonomy places the organism in Eukaryota, Viridiplantae, Streptophyta, Magnoliopsida, Arecales, Arecaceae.
UCAAAUAAAGAUAAAAUUAGCUUCCACCCCCACUCCACUUUCUUACACCAUGUUCAUGGACGACGUCUCCCUCGUCACCACUCUCCUUCUCCUCCUCCUCCUCCCCUUCCUCAUCUUUCUCUUCCGCCAGCGCCUCCACGCCGCACCACACCUCCCACUGCCCCCGGGACCCCGUGGCUGGCCGCUCCUCGGCGCGCUCCCCCUCCUCGGCCCCCUCCCCCACGCUGCCCUCGCCGCCCUCGCCAAACGCCACGGCCCCAUCAUGUACCUCAAUAUCGGCACCCUGGGGUUUGCCGUCGCCUCCUCCCCCGCCGCCGCCCGUGCCUUCCUCCAGACCCUCGACCUCCCCUUCGCCUGCCGCCCCCUCAACACCGUCGCCCGCCACGUUUCCUACGGCGGCCAGGACAUCGUCUUCGCCGACUACGGUCCCCUCUGGAAGCUCCUCCGCCGUCUCUCCGCCACCCACCUCCUGGGUCCCCGCGCUCUCUCCCAGUGGGCCGCCACCCGCCGAUCCGAGGCCUGCCGCAUGGUCCGGUCCAUCCUCGACCUGAGUCGCCGGGGCGAGCCGGUCCGGGUCCAGGAGGUGGCAAUGGUGGCGCUGGCUAACAUGCUGGGGCUCGCGAUACUGAGCCGCCGGGUGUUCGACUCGGACGGGGCCGAGUCUGGCCAGUUCAAGAGCAUGGUCUUGGAGUUGAUGAGGGUCGGGGGAUUGGCCAACAUUGGGGACUUAGUGCCGUGCAUCGCGUGGCUGGACGUGCAGGGGAUCGAGCGACGCGCCAAAAGGCUGCACGAGAGAUUCGAUGCGCUGGUGACCCGAAUGCUUAGGGAGCACGCGGACACAGCCGGGCAGCGGGAAGGGAGGCCGGACUACGUCGAUAAUCUCUUGGCAAAUUGCAAAAGCUCGGAGGGUGAGGUGGCGCUCUCCGAUGCCAACAUCAAGGGACUCGUUCUGGAUAUGUUCAUUGCCGGAACGGACACAUCCUCAAUUGCAGUCGAGUGGGCAAUUGCUGAAUUGUUGAAGAACCAUUCCAUUCUCAAGCGCGCGCAUCUCGAGUUGGACGAAGUAAUUGGUAGAGAUCGCAUGCUGGAAGAAUCUGACAUACCAAAGCUCCCAUACCUUCAGGCGAUAUGCGAAGAAGUGCUCCGGAUGCACCCUACUACACCUCUAAGCCUCCCACACUUAUCCAACCAAGCAUGCGAGGUUGAAGGUUACUACAUCCCUAAAGGAACCAGGCUCUUGGUUAAUAUUUGGGCUAUUGGGAGGGAUCCUGAAAUAUGGGAGAACCCACUCGCGUUUAAUCCUGAUAGGUUCUUGAGUGGUAAGCGUGCCAACGUAGGCUUGCAAGGUACUGACUUUGAGCUGAUGCCAUUUGGAGGUGGGAGAAGGAUUUGUGCUGGUAAACAACUGGGCAUCCUUUUCGUGCAAUACAUCGUAGGCACACUUCUGCACUCAUUUGAUUGGAUAAUGCCGGAUGGAGAGGAGCUCAACAUGGAAGAGGCACCUGGCCUUGCACUUCAGAAAGCUGUGCCAGUUAAUGCAUUGGCAAAACCACGUCUAGCCUCUAGUGCAUAUGAUUGACAAGGUUUUGGAUUACCAGCAACGGGUUGGAGCUACGAAAAUACGACUUCCAAUAAGUGGUGCUGCUAAAAGAUAUUAUCAUGGAUUAGCUGACCAUUAGUAUAAGUGACUUUGUGGCUGCGGUCUUGGCUCAUCCUAUAGCAAUGGUUUUUAAUCAUUACUGUAACUUGUUGCAGCAAUUGCUACCGUCGCAAAACAUGCAUAUUAAUGUGUGAUAAUAAUGGACAAUAUGUCUAGUGAUGAUUACGCAAUCAAUGGUUUGUACAGUAUUGGAUAGUUAUAUCCAUCACUAUAAGUGGUUUGUUAAUUAUAUUUGAUAGUUAUAUUUGAUA